Molecule: messenger RNA, 411 nt
Organism: Gekko japonicus
Lineage: Eukaryota; Metazoa; Chordata; Lepidosauria; Squamata; Gekkonidae
Gene: NHLH1
Product: nescient helix-loop-helix 1
Exons: 1
Coding region: 1-411 (136 amino acids)
Biological process (GO): regulation of transcription by RNA polymerase II
Molecular function (GO): DNA-binding transcription factor activity, RNA polymerase II-specific; RNA polymerase II cis-regulatory region sequence-specific DNA binding; protein dimerization activity
Source: RefSeq, a predicted model, not a curated record
AUGAUGCUAAAUUCAGACCAGACGGAGAUUGACCUCCAGCCGACCCAUUCAGAGACAGAAUCAGUCUUCAGUGACUGUGGGGGCGGAGGGGGGCGUGGGGUUGGGGUGGAAGAGGCCGGCUCUCUUGGCCUUUGCAGCCAGUCCAGGGUAGUUGAGUCUGGCGACACUAUGAAAAAAGACCUUCAGCACCUGAGCCGGGAGGAGCGCCGCCGUCGCCGCCGUGCCACAGCCAAGUACCGGACGGCUCAUGCCACCAGGGAGCGGAUUCGGGUCGAGGCCUUCAACAUGGCUUUUGCCGAACUUCGCAAACUCCUGCCUACGCUUCCCCCAGAUAAGAAGCUCUCCAAGAUUGAGAUCCUACGGCUAGCGAUCUGCUACAUUUCGUACCUCAACCACGUGCUGGAUGUGUGA